Messenger RNA from Helobdella robusta, 240 nucleotides. RefSeq lists its product as hypothetical. The annotation marks the transcript as partial. Gene Ontology annotation, biological process: transcription elongation by RNA polymerase II. Gene Ontology annotation, molecular function: RNA polymerase II complex binding. Lineage: Eukaryota; Metazoa; Annelida; Clitellata; Rhynchobdellida; Glossiphoniidae. The record is from RefSeq and is a predicted model, not a curated record. The transcript has a single exon. Gene Ontology annotation, cellular component: transcription elongation factor complex.
AAGAAGUCAUCAAGGAAGCCACAGAAGAAAAAAUACACCAAGCCGCUAGAUGUCGUCUUCAACUCCCCGUUCUUCAAUCACGAGAAGCCGUGCGACGAAAAGCUGGAUCACAGACGGAAGACCGGAUACAUCAGUUGUUCUGUUUGCCAGGAAGACUUCCAGACAACUAUCAAUGCUCUCUCCGAAGCAAUUGACGUCUAUGGGGAUUGGAUUGAUGCCUGUGAGGCUGUCAAUGACUGA